AACGGGACUCAGUUUUAGAAAACGGAUCGAGAAGAUGCUCUGGAAGCCGGUUCGAAUCAGUUCGUACUUUCUUGAAGUGAAUGGAUUGAGAUAGGUGUCCUGCUCAUGUGGGAGGAGAAAAAAAAGUUUUAAGAGUGUUGAAAGCGUGCGAAUCAAUUAAUUAUGAAUCGCUCAAUGACAAGUCAAAAUUUUCCUUCGUUGAUCUAUGGAAAGCUGAACUUAAACGUUAGCUUCGAGUUUUGCAAGGGAAAUGUGGAAGAUUUAAAUGAGUUUGCAUUAAACUUGUGCUUCGACAGUGAAGAUGUGCGAAGGCAAGGGUUUCAAUCGUCGACCGGAAAUAGGACUCCACCAUUGGAGUAUCCUACGGAUUCUUCAACUUUUAUGGAGUGGGGUUACAUGAUUGGAGAUUUCCUCACUUUCUAUUACACUCCGGCACUGGUGGUGAGCGGCAGCAUUGGAAACAUCCUGUCGGUGUUGGUGUUUUUUCAUACCAAGUUGAAGAAAUUAUCCUCAUCUUACUAUCUGGCCGCACUUGGGAUUAGUGACACGUGCUUCCUAUUGGGAUUGUUUGUGACAUGGUUGAGCUUCUUCCAAAUCCAUAUCUACACGCGUGAAGGGUACUGUCAGUUGUUUACCUUCUCUAGUGGAUUGAGCAGUUUCCUAUCGGUGUGGUAUGUCGUGGCGUUCACAUUCGAGCGCUUCAUAGUGGUCCUCUAUCCGCUGAAGCGUCAGAGUUGGUGUACAGUGCGUAGGGCGAAAUUGGUUAUUGCCAGUUUAACCUUCCUUGGCGGAUUGCACAGCGCUCCCUACGUGUUCUUCGCCGGACCCCAGUUUUCUGAGCGAAGCAAUGCUACUAUCUGUGAUGUACGAGAGGAAUAUAAG
This is a messenger RNA of Ochlerotatus camptorhynchus, 882 nucleotides long. RefSeq names its product neuropeptides capa receptor-like. The annotation marks the transcript as partial. The record is from RefSeq and is a predicted model, not a curated record. The transcript has a single exon. Gene Ontology annotation, molecular function: G protein-coupled receptor activity. Gene Ontology annotation, biological process: G protein-coupled receptor signaling pathway. NCBI's taxonomy places the organism in Eukaryota, Metazoa, Arthropoda, Insecta, Diptera, Culicidae. Gene Ontology annotation, cellular component: plasma membrane.